Messenger RNA from Oikopleura dioica, 924 nucleotides. The record is from the annotation of a GenBank genome assembly. NCBI's taxonomy places the organism in Eukaryota, Metazoa, Chordata, Appendicularia, Copelata, Oikopleuridae.
AUGACUUACUCUGAAAUCUUCUGUGUAAUGACCUCUGGCUUUUCUUCCAUCGCUGGUUCCGUUCUUGGCGCGUAUUUGAAGCUCGGAAUCGAUGCUCGAGCAUUGAUAACAAGCUCGUUUAUGUCCGCUCCUGGAUCACUGAUGGUCGGCAAAUUGAUGUUUCCAGAAGUAACGCCGUCGAGACUCACGACGAAAAAGACCGAGGACGAGAAAACCAAAGGUGGUCAAAAUCUCCUUGGCGCCGCAGUACAAGGAGCAUUGGAUGCCUUUCCCGUUUGCGCGAAUAUAACUGCUAUGCUGAUUGUUUUCGUGGCUGCGAUCGAGUGUCUUAACGACAUUGUGGUGUUCCUAAGUGGCUUGUUUGAAAUUGAAAGCAUCACGCUCGAAAAGAUAUUUGGAGUUGUUUUUCGCCCUUUUGUUCUUCUCAUGGGAGUGCCAAGCUUUGAAGCUGAAUUCUGCGCGCGAUUGCUUGGGGAGAAAAUUUUCUUCACAGAAUUUAUGGCUUUUCAAUCCCUGGCUACGGCCAAGGGCUACAGGGAGUCUGGACGAGAUAAGUUCGAGCCUUCUGGUCAAUUUAUGUGGGGCAAAGCGAACAUCGACAAUCAGCACAUUCGAUUCGAAUCAAAUCCGUUUGGCAUCUCAUGUCGGGGCGAUAGUCAGUGCUACGCUUAUGGCUUGCAUAAUCCAAGAGCGAAUGAGCGAGAAUAUGUCGAAAGCAACAAUUUCAAAAGCGCCAAGCAUGUUCAUUCUGUUGGAGAAAGGAGCAGAUUCGUUGGCGAUUUGCAUUGCACUGUCUAUCAUCCUCAGAAGAAUAUGUCGAUUCCGCAAUGUGACUUAAAAAUCCAAACAACGGAAGCAAAAAUAGAGGAAAAAAAGCACCCAGAGCCGACUAAAAACCCCAAGAAACCAACUCAAAAGGUCUGA